Molecule: messenger RNA, 2437 nt
Organism: Lactuca saligna
Lineage: Eukaryota; Viridiplantae; Streptophyta; Magnoliopsida; Asterales; Asteraceae
Source: the annotation of a GenBank genome assembly
AUGGAUGAUUUAUGUCUUUCAUUUAAAUGUUGGACAAAUAUAGAUUGUUGUAACCAUAGGGACCAAAAAUGUAACUCAAGUUUUAAUGGAUGCGUGUGUGUAUGCCAGCAAAAAUGGUGCGAAUUUAAGUACAUAAUCCUGCUAUUGCCCCCAGUAUUAAACAAGGAUCGGUGGUGGUUUAUAGUAAUGUCAGUCCUGAUGUGGCCUCCACUUUUCCCUAUGCUUUUUCGACAGGAAAAUGUUAAGUUCCUAAGAUACUUAGGCAGGACUAAAAACCUUGAGUUCAGCAGAGUAAUUCAUGCUCCUUUCAUAGUGUCUGACCAGUGGUCUCAAGAUAAUACACCUGAUCUGAAUCUGAUUGAUGUUUACUCAAAAUGUGAAGCACUAGGAUCUGCACACCAUAAUGGGUUUGCUUUUGAAGUUGUUAGAUUGUUUAAAUCAAUGGUUUCAGAUCAUGAUGAGUCUUGCCUGCCUCCUAACGAGUAUAUAUCUGGAUUGGUGCUUUCGUCUUGUUUAAACAUUGGAUACCUUUCAUUAGGCAGGCAGUGUCAUGGGUACCUGUUGAAAUCUGGAUUAGUGUUCAAUCAGUACGUGAAAGCUGCACUUGUAAGCUUGUAUUCCAUGUUGCCGGACGUGGUAGGUGCUAUGGAGGUUUUACUUUGUAACCCAGUUGGAUUGCAAUUGGAUAAUAAUCUGAUCUUGGAUGGACUUGUUGAGAAAGGUUACUUGGGUGAGGCAUUGAUUAUCUUAAGGAGGAGAAUAUUGGCUGAAAAUAUGGCAUGGGACAAUGCUACUUAUAUUGGUAUUUUUGGUCUUUGUGCUCGGCUUAAAGAUUUGAACUUGGGGCGUCAAGUUCACAACAAGCUUUUAAAGAGCUGUGAUGUUGAGUCUGAUGAGUCUGUAUGCAAUGUAGUGAUCAAUAUGUAUGGGAAAUGUAAAGAGAUUGUAAGUGCUAGAAAAGUUUUUGACAGGUUUGAAUCUCGAAACGUGGUUAUAUGGACAACAAUGUUGGCUUCUUACUUGGAGCAUGGGUCUUUCGAAGAGUCGUUAAAAUUGUUUUCAGAAAUGCGACAUAAGGAUGUUGUCCCAAAUGAAUCUACAUUUUUUGUUCUACUCACUGUUAGUUCAAAGUUAUUCUCUAGGAGAUGCGGGAAGUUGUUACAUGCACUUUCAGUGAAGACUGGAUUCAAUGGUCAUAAGAAUGUCGAGAAUACCUUGAUUGACAUGUACUCUAGGACUGGCGACAUUAAAGCUGCAGAAAAGGUGUUUUUAGAUAUGACUAAUUAUCGUGAUAUUGUAACCUGGAAUAUGAUGAUAUGCGGAUACUCCCUUCAUGGUUUUGGUAACGAGUCUUUGGCUUUGUUUAAAAAAAUGUUGAAAUCAGGGGAGGAUCCUAAUUAUGAGACUUUUGUUGGUGUUCUUAAUGCCAGUGGACAUGUGGAAGAAGGGUUGUACUAUUUGUAUGAGUUAAUGAAACAGAAGGGUGUGAAACCUGGUUUAGAGCACUAUAUGUGUAUCAUUAAUAUGCUAAUCAAGGGUGGACGACUAAAGGAAGCUUUAAGUUUCAUUGUAUCAACACCAAGUAAAUGGGAUGCCUUUGCUUGGAGUACCUUUCUCACUGGUUGUCAUGCUCAUGGAAACUAUACUCUAGGCAUCCGAGCUGCAGAGUUGAUCCCUGAUGACAUGGCAACUAAGGUGAGCAAGUGUUGUGGAGUCGCACAAGUGCGUGAAGUGAUGGAAAUAAGGGGAGAGCGCGGGUGUAGCUGGAUGGAAAUCAAGGAUAAAACAUAUGUGUUUGCUUCGGUACACAAGGGGGAUGGAGAUCAAAAAUUUGUUGAGGGUCAUAAAAUGAUGAAGGUUCUUCUUAGUUGUCUUCAAUUUUUUUUAAAGGAGCCUGAUGCUUAUGUUGAGGAUAAAUUGAAGGGAGAUUAUGAUAGUUAUCACAGCGAAGCACUUGCGAUAGCUUAUGCCAUAUUUGAGACACAUGACAUGGCACCGAUCUGUAUCAUAAAGGCCUCGGGAAGGAUAUGUAGCGGUUGCCACCAUCUUAUGAAAUUAACCUCAAAAGUCUCAAAAAGGCUGAUAACGGUGAGAGACGCCUACCAUUUCCAUAACUUCCAAGAUGGACAUUGCUCCUGUGCAGAUUAUUGGUGAUUUCAUAUGAGCACCAACUUCAACUUGCAUGCACCCAAUAGACCCUCCCUCUUACAGGCAGGUGUAAUGAGGAAAAAGGUUAGGUUGAGGCUUACUAUGGAAGGAGUGGAGUUUCACGUCUUUAUUUAUAGUUGAUAGAUAAGACUAAUAUUCGCGAUUUUUUUUUUUUUGCACUUUUAAUAAAAUUCUUGAUGAUCUGAGGAUGUUUAUGUUAUUAUUAUCCCCUUGAUGAUUUUAGAUUUAGUUUUAAUUAUAUGCUAGCUUCCUCAUUUGAUGGUGCUUA